Messenger RNA from Vespa velutina, 1646 nucleotides. Its product is annotated as serine/threonine/tyrosine-interacting protein-like. NCBI's taxonomy places the organism in Eukaryota, Metazoa, Arthropoda, Insecta, Hymenoptera, Vespidae. The record is from RefSeq and is a predicted model, not a curated record. Gene Ontology annotation, molecular function: F-box domain binding; protein tyrosine/serine/threonine phosphatase activity. Gene Ontology annotation, biological process: protein dephosphorylation; negative regulation of SCF-dependent proteasomal ubiquitin-dependent catabolic process; negative regulation of protein binding. Gene Ontology annotation, cellular component: cytoplasm; nucleoplasm. The transcript is spliced from 5 exons. Bases 133 to 825 code for a protein of 230 amino acids.
GAUAGAAUGAAAUAGGCAAAUGGCCGACACGUCAAAGAGUAAUAUUACGUUAGCGGGAAAAAGAAUUUUUUGGCCUGUCGUUUUCUAUAUAUCUUGACUUUCUGAAGCUAUUGUAAAUAAUAAAUUUGUGGUAUGAUAUCCGUAGAUAGCAACGGCAAGCUUCAAGAUGAGGAAAGCACUAGUGAAAAUGGAUCGGACGAAUAUCCAAGAAUACCUAUUUCCUCGUUAGAUAGACCUAAAGAAUGGACUUAUACUAUGAGAAGAUGCAUGCAGAAAGUGGUACCUGGUUUGUAUCUCGGACCAUACAGCGCUGCGAGUCGAGCCAAAUUGCAAUCUUUGAUAGAACACGGCAUCACUCAUAUAGUCUGCGUUAGACAAGAUAUAGAAGCACAUUUUAUACGGCCAAACUUUCCUGAUAGAUUCAAGUAUCUGGUCUUGGAUAUAGCCGAUACUGCCACAGAAAAUAUAAUACAACAUUUUCAAAGGGUUAAAGAAUUUAUAGACGAAGGUAUAAAUUCCGGUGGUCAAGUUCUAGUUCAUGGUAAUGCAGGGAUAUCGAGAUCAGCCGCAUUAGUUUUAGCAUAUGUAAUGGAAACUUAUGGACUUUCACAAACUCAUGCAUAUGCCAUAGUACAACAAAGGAGAUUUUGCAUAAAUCCGAACGAAGGAUUCAUGGCACAAUUAAGAGAGUACGAGCCUAUAUAUCAAGCGCAAAAAACAUUGAGGAAUGGUCAACAGAGUUCUAUAAGACAACGAAGCAAAAGAACGAUUCAUCAAAUGGAUACUGAACGAGUCGAAGAUAGAACAAAUGCAAUGGAUAGUUGAUAGCGAGUAAAAAUAUGCCAAAGUUACCAAAAGACUUAAUUUAUAUUAAAAAAGAAUUUAAGGUAGUACAUUAUACCUUAUCGUAUUUCAGCUAAUCACUGAAAUAUAGAUUAUUAAAAAGACAUUAAAUUCAAAUGUACCAGUAUUUAAGUGACUGGUUGUAACAUAUUUUGGAUUUAAACAAUAAAACGAUCUAUAAUAAUCUAAAAAAGAAAAAAAAACAAAAGGAAACAGAAAAAAAAAGACUUCGAUAGAGCUAUUUCUAUAGCUACUAUGUAAAUUUAAACAUUAAAAUAUACUCAUUUCCAUUAGUAUGUAAAUUGUAUGUAAUAUUAUCAGUUUUAUAAAAUGAACGCCGUGAUAUUCUACAUGUAACAAUCUUUUAUUUACUAAGCUUUUAAAUACAUCUUUAUUAUUGUCAUCGAUAAAUCAUAAAGAAAUAUAAAUAAUAUUUUCGAUGAACUUUUCUUACCAGUUUGUUAAUUUUUACGAACUUUCAUAAUAUACCAAGAAAUACUUCCAUAUGCCAGAUUUAUCGAAAUAUAGGCAUAAUAAACAUUGUCUAAGGAUUAUUUCAUAAUUUUAAUUUUUAUAAAUCAAUUAUACUUAUAAUAAUUACAGACCAAUAUCAUUAAGAACAUAAUUAAUUGAAAAUAGUAAAUAAUUAUAAGUAAAAAUAAUCAUAUUCACAUAUAUGAGGUUUCUAUUUAAUUUUUACUGGUAUUUUAACACAAAUAAUAUCCUCUUUAUUCUCAUUUUGAAGUUCCCACUUAACUGUAACUGACAACUGUAAAUAACGAUAAAAAAAAAUGUUAGAAAUA